Messenger RNA from Myxocyprinus asiaticus (Chinese sucker), 2108 nucleotides. Its product is annotated as vacuolar fusion protein CCZ1 homolog. Gene Ontology annotation, cellular component: Mon1-Ccz1 complex; intracellular membrane-bounded organelle. The coding region runs from base 198 to 1640 and encodes 480 amino acids. The record is from RefSeq and is a predicted model, not a curated record. Gene Ontology annotation, biological process: vesicle-mediated transport. The transcript has 17 exons. NCBI's taxonomy places the organism in Eukaryota, Metazoa, Chordata, Actinopteri, Cypriniformes, Catostomidae.
GAGUGGUUCCAACUGUAACACACAGGCGACUGUCAAGAGCUGGAAGUGCAUAAUUUCCAUUGAUCUCCGUUCUGAUUUUUCCCCAUGAGAUAACAGAUUUUCAGCUGUUUGUUUCUGUUGACAUGCAGUUUGAAGGUCAAAGGCAUGCAUGCUAAACUAAAUGAGAAAAGAGGGAACCAUAGACACAGACCAUAUUAAUGCUGAUGAUCAGCCCAAGAAUGGCCUCUGGUAUGCAAGAGAAACAGCACACGCCAUCUUUGCUUAGUUUUUUCAUCUAUAACCCGAAGUUUGGACCACGUGAGGGGGAGGAGGAAAAGAAAAUCUUGUUUUACCACCCCAUAGAAAUAGAGAAGAAUGAAAAGAUUCGUAAUGUUGGACUCUGUGAGGCCAUCGUUCAGUUCACCAGAACCUUCUGCCCAACCAAACCUGCUAAAUCACUCCACACUCAGAAGAACAGACAGUUUUUCUAUGAGCCAGAGGAGAAUUUCUGGAUGGUCAUGGUUGUACAGAAUCCAAUGGUAGAAAAACCCAGCAAAGAUGGUAAACCACCAACUGUCGAAUACCAAGAGGAAGAAAUUAUUGAUUCAGUUUAUGGGUCGGUAUUACAGCAGUGCUACAGCAUGUAUAAGCUCUUCAACGGCACAUUCAGCAGGGCAUUUGAGGCUGGUGGCGUGGAACUGCUCACUCAAAAGCUUGAAAAGUUCUUUUACAGGUACCUGCAGACGCUUCACCUCCAGUCAUGUGACCUGCUGGAUGUGUUUGGGGGAAUCAGCUUUUUCCCCUUGGACAAGAUGACCUACCUGAAGAUCCAGUCUUUUGUUAAUAAAACAGAGGAGAGCCUGAGUCUGGUCAAAUACACUGCCUUUCUCUACAACGACCAGCUGAUCUGGAGUGGUCUUGAGCAGGAUGACAUGCGUAUUCUGUACAAAUACCUGACAACCUCACUGUUCCCACGGCACACUGAACCUGAGCUUGCAGGAAGGGACUCUCCUCUCAGGCCAGAGGUGGCUGGGAAUCUGUUGCACUACGGGAGAUUUUUAACAGGACCCACAAAUCUUAAAGACCCAGAUGCAAAAUUCAGAUUUCCCAGGAUAUUUGUGAACACAGAGGACAGUUAUGAGGAGCUACAUUUAAUUGUUUACAAGGCAAUGAGUGCAGCUGUGUGCUUCAUGGUAAAUGCAACAGUGGAUUUAAGUUGUGAGUUUUGUGAGCAACUGGACAGCCUAGUUGGUCCCCAACUCACCCUGCUGGCCUCUGACAUAUGUGAACAGUACAACAUCAACCGGAGAAUAUCAGGGCCAGAGAAGGAGCCUCAGUUUAAGUUCAUCUACUUCAACCACAUGAACUUGGCUGAGAAAAGCACCAUCCACAUGCGCAAGACGGCCAGCGUGUCCCUCACCUCUGUCCACCCAGACCUCAUGAAGAUCCUCGGAGACAUCAACUGCGAUUUUGCACGGGUUGAUGAGGAUGAGGAAAUCAUUGUUAAAGCGAUGACGGAUUAUUGGGUCGUUGGCAAGAGGUCUGAUCAGAGGGAGCUAUACGUCAUCUUGAACCACAAGAAUGCCAACCUAAUUGAAGUGAAUGAGGAAGUGAAAAGGCUGUGUGCAACACAAUUUAAUAAUAUUUUUUUCUUGGACUGAAGAGAAAGGAUGGGCAUGGACUACUUCAAUCACUACACUAAAACUGUCAACUGUUCAGGUUUUACUGAUUGCACCAGUGUAAUGCAAUAAUUGCAUUGUAAAAAAUUAUUUUUCACCAUGCAGUUUUUUAGAUUUUUAUUUAAUCUAUACAAAAAUGUGCUGGCUUCUUUGUAAUUGAUUGUAAAAUCUGAAUGUUACUGAGAGUGAAUGACUUCUUUCUGUGUUUGUUUGUACAUAUUAUCAUGUUAAAGUAUCCAUCAGUUAUCUCAUUUCAUUCUCGUUGUUUAGAUUAGUUUUAUCACUCACAGAAACAAUUAAGUUGACUUUAAAACAUUUUGAUUGUUAAAGCUAUAUUUGGGUCUUAUUUUAAAUGUCAUACUUAUCAUGCUUUGUUAACAUCCAUGACAAAUAAAUGUACAUUUUUGUUAAAUUUAAGUUGCUGUUCUUCUUCCAGUACUCCUCACUACA